Notothenia coriiceps (black rockcod) is the source of this 776-nucleotide messenger RNA. Its product is annotated as ATP-dependent RNA helicase DDX39A-like. The record is from RefSeq and is a predicted model, not a curated record. Lineage: Eukaryota; Metazoa; Chordata; Actinopteri; Perciformes; Nototheniidae. Bases 43 to 591 code for a protein of 182 amino acids. The transcript is spliced from 5 exons.
GCAUGUUUCCCUAACAUCCUUCUGUUAUCUCUCCUUCAGCCCAUGGAGGUGUUCGUUGACGACGAGACUAAGCUCACGCUCCACGGCCUGGCGCAGUACUACUGCAAGCUGAAGGACAGCGAGAAGAACCGCAAACUGUUCGACCUGCUCGACGUGCUGGAGUUCAACCAGGUGGUGAUCUUCGUCAAGUCAGUGCAGCGCUGCGUGGCUCUGGCUCAGCUGCUGGUGGAGCAAAACUUCCCGGCCAUCGCCAUCCACAGAGGGAUGGCUCAGGAGGAGAGGCUGUCUCGCUACCAGCAGUUUAAGGACUUCCAGAGGCGGAUCCUGGUCGCCACCAACCUGUUCGGCAGAGGCAUGGACAUCGAGCGGGUCAACAUCGUGUUCAACUACGACAUGCCGGAAGAUUCUGACACCUAUUUGCACAGGGUUGCUCGUGCCGGUCGGUUUGGAACCAAAGGUCUGGCCAUCACCUUCGUUUCUGACGAGACCGACGCCAAGACUCUGAACGACGUGCAGGACCGCUUUGAGGUCAACGUGGCCGAGCUGCCGGACGAGAUCGACAUCUCCUCUUACAUCGAGCAGUCCAGAUGAGUCCUCCAGCCCAGCAGAAAUCUCUUCAUGGAUUUGGAAGUAGACGUAUCUCAUCGUUGAGUCAAAAAGCUCUGCUCUAUUCACCGUUUAUUUUUAUUGUCAUUUUCUUUUUUGGGGGCGACGACGGGGGGUUGAUUUUUAAUUUGUCUUUAACUGUUGAAAUUAAAACUUUUUAUAAAAUGCCA